AUGUGACCAACCCUCUCCGGGGAAGUCACCUGACUCGUUGUGUUGCUGUUCAGGGGGAAAAAAUGGCUGCCCACCUAUCCUACGGUAGAGUGAAUUUAAACAUAUUGAGAGAAGCGGCACGAAAAGAGCUUCGAGAGUUUUUGGACAAAUGUGCAGGAAGCAAGGCCAUAGUUUGGGAUGAGUAUCUGACUGGACCGUUUGGACUAAUAGCACAAUACUCUCUUCUGAAGGAACAUGAAGUUGAAAAGAUGUUCACGCUCAAGAGCGGCCGGCUCCCCCCCGCUGACGUCAAGAACAUCAUCUUCUUCGUUCGUCCCAGAUUAGAGCUUAUGGACAUCAUUGCUGAAAACGUAAUCAGUGAGGAUAAGAUGCACUCAUCACGUGACUUCCACAUCUUGUUUGUGCCUCGGCGGAGCAUGCUGUGUGAGCAGCGGCUGAAGGAACAGGGCGUGCUGGGAUCUUUCAUGAACAUCGACGAGUAUAUCCUGGACCUGAUUCCUUAUGAUGGCGACCUGCUCUCCAUGGAGUACGAGAGCGCUUUUAGGGAGUGCUAUCUGGAAAAUGACCAAACAAGCCUGUACCACACAGCCAAAGGCCUCAUGACCUUACAGGCGCUGUAUGGCACCAUUCCACAAAUAUACGGAAAAGGAGAUUGCGCACGGCAUGUUGCCAACAUGAUGUUGAGGAUGAAGAGGGAGUUUGCGGGCACCCAGAACCAGAUUCUGCCUGUGUUCGACACUCUUCUCCUCCUGGACCGUAAUGUCGACCUGCUCACUCCUCUGGCCACGCAGCUCACCUACGAGGGCCUCAUUGACGAGAUAUAUGGAAUCAACAAUGGUUAUGUCAAGCUGCCUCCUGAGAAGUUUGCGCAGAAGAAGCAAGGUGAAGGGAGUAAAGAUUUGCCCACCGAGCCCAAGAAGCUGCAGCUGAACUCAGCAGAAGAACUGUACGCAGAAAUCCGCGACAAAAACUUCAACGCUGUCGGUGCGGCGCUCAGCAAGAAGGCCAAAAUUAUAUCGGCCGCCUUCGAGGAACGCCAUAACGCCAAAACAGUGGGAGAAAUAAAGCAGUUUGUGUCUCAGCUGCCUCACAUGCAGGCAGCACGAAGCUCGUUGGCUAACCACACUUCUAUAGCUGAGCUGAUCAAAGAUAUAACAACAUCUGAGGCCUUCUUUGACAAUCUAACAGUGGAGCAGGAGUUUAUGACCGGCGUCGACACGGACAAGGUGAACACGUACAUAGAAGACUGCAUCGCUCAGAAAGAUCCGCUGAUCAAGAUUCUGCGUCUGGUGUGUAUGCAGUCGGUGUGCAACAACGGCCUCAAGCAGAAGGUGUUAGACUACUACAAGAGGGAGAUUCUCCAGACCUAUGGCUAUGAGCACAUACUAACGCUGAACAACCUGGAGAAGGGGGGACUUCUAAAGCCACAGACAGGCUCAAGAAAUAACUACCCCACUAUCAGAAAAACCCUCAAACUGUGGAUGGAAGACGCCAACGAGCAGAACCCCAACGACAUCUCAUACGUGUACAGCGGCUACGCCCCGCUGAGCAUCCGACUGACUCAGGUCUUGGCGAGACCCGGGUGGCGCAGCAUCGAAGAGGUCCUGAAGAUGCUUCCCGGGCCACACUUUGAGGAGAGACAACAGCUUCCCUCCGGGCUCCAUAAGAAACGGCAGCAGGGGGAGAAUCGGACGACGCUGGUGUUCUUCCUCGGUGGAGUGACGUACGCAGAGAUAGCCGCUCUCCGUUUCCUCUCUCAGAUGGAAGACAGCGGGAUGGAGUACAUUAUAGCCACCACGAAACUCGUAAAUGGUACAACUUGGAUCAAAUCCCUCAUGGACAGACCCGAAUCCCAGACGGCCUGAAUCACCUGCGUUGCGCACCUGUCCACAUCAAACACGGCGCUCGUCAGAAAAACCUCAGCUGCUGUUUUUUAUGUCCGCAUCAAUGUGCUGCAGGUGUUUCAUUGAUGUCUGCGCUGCUUAAAGAGCAACAGGUCCUCGAAUGGUGCCCUGUGGCGUAUUCCUGCAAGCGAAGUCACGUAAAAGUUACAGAAUAAGGCACGUUGUGUGCAUCUGAUGGCCUUAAAUGUGUCGUACACCGCCUCCUUGUUUAAUGCCCAGACAAUACAACAUAAACCUGUAUUAAUACUACUGUCCAUUGCUGCUCUGCUUGGAUUUACAUCCCUGUGGAGCUGCUGUAUAUAUGUACUAAAACCUCUGAGAUGUUUGUGAGGAUGUCAUGUAUAAUGUCAUUAAAGAUGCACUGCAUUUUUAAAAGGUUCUUGCGAAAGUUUUUGUGUGGGUUUUCUUGGGGUUUAUAGAUGAUAAAAAGAAAAAUCUGAACUAACUAAAAUUAAUCUUGCACUACCUUAUCAUGAGUUAGAACAUUUUGUCUACUGUUUAGUUGAUGGUUAUUAUUAUUAUUAUUGUUAUUUUAAAAAAGGCAAGUUGAUUGCAAGCAGAUGAGAAGCAGGGAUGGGGGUGUAUCCGUCAGCAGCGGCUGAGCUCUCUGAAGGAGCAAUUAGCACAGUAACAGGCCACCCGAUCAGCCGAUAAUGGCCCUGUGCUGUCUGGAGAGCUCAGCCCACAGCAGCCCAUGAUUUGACAGCGCAGGACACUGAUUGAAUUAGGAGGCCAUUUGGUACAUGUUCCGGUAGAAGAUAACUGUGCUGCAGGAGGGUGCUGGAUCUCUGUAUCAGUCAAUACCUUCUCCGUGCCUGAUGCUAUAUACAUACGGAGACCUGCUGACAGCAGUCAGAUAUUUUGGUGAAGUUUGCUCAGGGUAAUCUAUAUCCAUGUCCUCCAUGUUGAUUGGCUAGAAGACCUGGAAACUGCUUUAAUUAGAAAAUACUGUAAUUUCUAGGGAAAAAAAAAAAAAAUCUUGGACAGCCGUUUCUUUCUUUCUUUAAGGAGCAGGUGUGCUGAAUACUUAACCUGCCAUUAGAUUGAUCCCAGGGGGAUUCAGAUCCUUGUGAUCAGUUUUUGCUUUUGGCUCCUCCUCUGCAAUAAGGGCUCGAAGCGCUCAAGACGGCACACACCGACUUGGACUUCAGGGCUGAAAAGCGCAGGAGCCCUCCUUCUGAUUAGCUCCUGUCCAACAACACCAAGAAUGGGUGGAGGUGAGAACAUGGGGCACCUGACUCAGCCAGGUCGCAGGCAGAAGACACAGCAGGAGCUUCUGGACGUGGAGCCCUUGUUCAUCCGCUUCCUGCGGACAUUCAAGGAAAUCCUCAAAUUUGUUCUCUUUAGCUACACUGUGCUGUUCGGCGCGUUGCUCCUAGCCAGAUGGACCACAUAUUUUAUGGUGGGAAAGUAAAACAAGAAGGACAGUUGAAGAAGCCGCUUGUUCUUGGACUUCGUCAGUGAAGCCGAUCUGGGAAACCUUCUAGGAUUUGCGGUCUAUGCAGUUCUUGUGAGACAACAAUAACAGAUGGAGCUGUCACGCUAAUUUCCCUUCUGUAAAUCCCACUUUGUAGUAGAGUUCACGGCUUUUGUGCAUUUUUUUUAAUGGUCUGAACAUGGUCUGUGUUUAGCAACCCUACAGAAAAUGUAAUUUCAAUCAAGCCAGCUUGCACUUUAUGUGUUUGUUGAGUGUGUUUAAAUGUGCUAUCUGAAUGUAGCAAAAUGACCACAAAUACCCUAUGAAACCUGUUUAUAUGCUUGUGUAGAAUAUGAUGAAGUGUAUAAAAGCAUUAAAAUUGUCUUUUCUUUGAAGAGUGAA
Molecule: messenger RNA, 3723 nt
Organism: Mugil cephalus (flathead mullet)
Lineage: Eukaryota; Metazoa; Chordata; Actinopteri; Mugiliformes; Mugilidae
Gene: vps33a
Product: VPS33A core subunit of CORVET and HOPS complexes
Exons: 14
Coding region: 63-1865 (600 amino acids)
Biological process (GO): vesicle-mediated transport; intracellular protein transport
Cellular component (GO): lysosome; CORVET complex
Source: RefSeq, a predicted model, not a curated record